GUGAAUGAUCGGUACUUUGUGAGUGAUGUCACCUCCUAUGCAGCUGGAAACUUUACCGCGGCUGCGAGCCCCUUCUUCUAUGGCUGGUCCUACGCAGAUGUGUCCUACGGCCUGGAUGGCGUGAGCAUCCGCGCUGAGGGCAUGAUUGGCUUCUCCGGCGCCCUGCAGCGCUGUGCGGAUGAGGGCGAAGGCUUAGAGGGCGGUGCCGUCCCGCCCAGCUAUGACCUGCGGGUACAGAAGCCAGGCUGUGAAGCGGGUCCCGUCUACGACCAGGGCAACUGCUCCUCCAGCUAUGCCAUUGCUGCAGCCACAGCGCUGGCUUCACGGUUCUGUUUUAGCGACCCGGAGGCCUAUGCCAAGACGCAGUUGGCGCCGCAGCAGAUCGUGUCCUGCGACAAGAAGAGCCAGGGCUGCAAUGGUGGCGGCAUCGAUGCCGUGUGGAGCUACAUCGAGCGACGGGGCUUGUUCCCAGAGAAAUGCGUGCCCUUCGCCGGCGCGAAGGCAGCCGCAUGCAAGAGUGACUGCAAUCCAGAGCAGAAGCUGAAAGCGCUGGAGCACUGCCUGAUGGGUGGGGAGAAGCGGAUUAAGCGCGAGAUCUACAACCGAGGCCCUGUGGUCAUUCCGGUCCUGCUGAAAGAUGAUUUCCUCGUCUACAAGAGCAGCGUCUACACGCCCACGGAGAACGCAAACCAGCAAUACGGUGCGAAUAGUGAGCCGCUGGUCACGGCCGUGACCAUCAUGGGCUGGGGCAGAUCAGAGGGUACUCCCUACUGGCUCGUGAAGAACUCCUGGGGCGCUGGCUGGGGCGAGGACGGUUAUGCCCGGAUUGCCAUCGGCUCGGGCGCAGUGCGAGAGGAGUCUGCGAUUGUCGGCUAUGCAGCGACGCCCGAGGCCCUCGAAGAGGACGCGAGGAAGAAAGAGGCCGCAGAGAAGCGGCGCGAGGAGAUGAAGAAGGAGCGCGCGGAGCGCGACGCGCGAAUUCGGGAGCGAGAAGCCGCUCGUGCGGCCGAGGCAGCUGCGAAGGCUGGCUCGGAGGACGAGGAUCUCGACUUCGAGGACGAUGAAGAGGUGGAUAUCGAUUCUGAGGAGAGUGGAGACGAUCCCUGA
This is a messenger RNA of Symbiodinium pilosum, 1107 nucleotides long. NCBI's taxonomy places the organism in Eukaryota, Dinophyceae, Suessiales, Symbiodiniaceae. The record is from the annotation of a GenBank genome assembly.